CUGAGUGAAUUGCAUAUUAGUUUCGAAACAAAAGUGUCAUAACCGAGUGAGAGCGUACUCCAGGCUUCCAUAAAUUGCAACUUCAAGAUGAGUAGUACAGCAACAGUUUUUAUACUUUGCAUAAUUUCGCAAGUCGUUUUGGGAGGCAAUAUUUAUUCAGAUGACCACUACAUGCACCCCAAUUUCAAACGGCACGUCCAAAAUAAACAAGACCCUCCAUUCGAAGAUGCCGAAUUUUGGAGAAAAAACGCACAAGACGACUUGGCAAAGGAGCUUCUGAAACAGCCUAUUGAAGCCCAAGCCAAAAAUGUUAUCCUAUUUCUCGGAGAUGGAAUGUCCAUCCCUACCGUGACGGCUGCCAGAAUUUUUAAGGGACAGAAAGUUGAUGGAUUACCAUUUGGAGAGGAGGGCCAACUUCACAUGGACACAUUUCCAUUUAGCGGAACUUCUAAAACAUUUUGUAUGGACACACAAGUGGCUGACUCAGCCUGCUCGGCGACCGCUUACCUCUGUGGAACUAAGGGUCGCAUUGGAACAAUCGGGGUCACUUCGAACGUAAUGAUAUUUCAAUGUGCUAAACAAGCCGACCCUGCCAACCACGUGUCUUCCGUUCUCGCCUGGGCACAAGCGCAAGGAAAAUCCACUGGUAUCGUAACCACCACCGGCGUAACGCACGCCUCCCCCGCCGGAACGUAUGCCCACGCGGCUUUCCGAUCUUGGGAGAGUGACGCCGAUGUCCGGCUUGGUCUUGGCGACCCCAAAGUUUGCGAAGACAUUGCAACCCAACUCAUCAAACGAGAACCUGGCAUCAACAUUAACGUCAUUUUGGGCGGGGGUCGACGCCACUUUACCCCAUUCACGCAAAACGACACCGAAUAUCCGGACGAAAAAGGUCACCGUCUCGACGGAGUGAAUCUGAUCGACGAGUGGAUUUCCAUGAAAAACUCGUCCCGAGGAAGAUAUGUUUCCGGAAGGGAUCAAUUGUUGACCGUGGAUCCGGCCGAGACUGACUACCUGCUCGGCCUCUUUGCCCCCUCACACGUUUCCUACUAUGACCAACAACUGGCCAACAAUGACCCCACUUUGGAGGAGAUGACGGAAGUUGCGAUCAAAAUUUUGAGCAAGAAUCCUAACGGAUUUUUCCUCUUUGUCGAAGGGGGAAGGAUAGAUCAUUCGCAUCAUAAUAAUGCUCCUCAAAAAGCGAUGUGGGAAACGAUUGAGUUUGACAAAGCGAUUAAAAAGGGAGACGAUAUGACGGAGGAUGACGACACUUUAAUCGUAACGACGGCGGAUCACUCGCACGUGAUGUAUUUUGCUGGCUAUCCUGACCGAGGCACACCCAUUUGGAAACACUCUUCAGACCUUGCCCUGGAUGGUUUACCCUAUUCAACUCUUGGCUAUGCAAACGGUGGGAAUCGAAAUUGGCUGGACGAAACGACCAACAAGCGACACAACAUAUCUCAAGAUAACAUGGACGAUCUGAAUUAUAAUCCUCCAGUUCCUGUUCCAAUGAUUGACUCUGAAUCACACGGAGGAGAUGAUGUAGCAAUCUUUGCCAAAGGUCCAUUUGCCCACCUGUUGACAGGGGUGCAUCAGCAAAGUUAUAUUCCACACGUUAUCGGGUACGCCGCUUGCAUAGGGACAGGUCUCGGGAGUUUGAAAAUGGGGUCAAUCGGACCACCCCCCACAACGCGAAGGGGGUAUAGUCCAGAAUGCAACCUUAAUUUUCAUAUGGGGUAUCAUUUUACAGGAAAUUUCACCACGAAAUUAACGUCGUCAAUAUUUUUGACCUCAUGACCGUGAGGACGAGGUCAAAGAUGAUGAAUCACAUAAGUUUCAUGUAGUUGUGUCAUUUUAAAUAAUUUUUGCUGUUUGUAUAACGCUACUUUUUUAUCCUCGUUUACCCCGAUUUAUUAAACGACGUGCAAUUUGCAGCGUAUUCUAUG
Molecule: messenger RNA, 1946 nt
Organism: Folsomia candida
Lineage: Eukaryota; Metazoa; Arthropoda; Collembola; Entomobryomorpha; Isotomidae
Product: alkaline phosphatase
Exons: 10
Coding region: 88-1797 (569 amino acids)
Biological process (GO): dephosphorylation
Molecular function (GO): alkaline phosphatase activity
Source: RefSeq, a predicted model, not a curated record